CCUCCUCCUCCUCCCGUGCCUUACGGCGCUGCCCGCUCCGGGGAGUCUGCGGGAGGUCACUCGCUCCUCUCUCGGCCGCCGCUGCCUGACGGACUCAGGGGAGGCCGGGGCCUCCUCCUCCUUUUUUUCCUCUUGAGGGAGGGAGAAGGGGAGGCGAGGCGGGAUGUGGCGCGUGCUGGCGAGGCGCGUGGCCCAGCAAUGCGCGGCCCCGCGGAGGGCGCCUGGGGCGAGCUUGGAGGGGGCCCCUUGGCGGGGCCGCGCCUCCUGGGGGGCCGUCGCCGGUGGUAGCGGCGGCGGCGGCGGCGGCCUCGCCUCAUGGGGGCCCCGCCGGGGGGGAGAGGCGCCGCUGUUCCUUCAGGAAGGGAAGGCCCGGCUCCAGCCCGGCCCCGCCCGGCAUUGGUGCAGCUACCCGGCCCACCAGAAGGUGAGUGGAGCCCGCAUUUGUGCAGGGGACCUCCCCUUCGGUGGCCCCGGGCUGGGAGGAUCGGGCGGGGGGGGGGCGGAUCCUCCACUCAUAGGGACUGGGAGAUCCUCUCACGGUUGGUAUGGGGUGGGUUCCUUCUCCCGGUUGGGAAGGCUGCGGGCUCGGCAGAAGACCUGCUUGGCAGGCAGAAACGAAGGUCAUGCGAAGGUAAGAAGCGCCUGGCUGCUGGGUGAGGCCGGACAGCCCCCCAUUUCCCAGCCCAGCAUCUGGGUCUCAGCCCGGUGCCCUAACGGGAAGCCUGUGCAAGCGGGGCUUGAGCUCAGCAGCCCCCUCGGUUUUUCUUCCCUCCUGCAAAUCCCGUAGUCCGGGAUGGUGGGAGUCGCACAGAAGCAUUUGGGGGGCCUCAGCGUUGAAGAAACCUGGUGUACACAAGUCUAGAGCUAGGUGGACCCCAAUGGUCUGGGUACGGCGGUAGGGCAGUUUCUUUUGCUGCUUUUUGAAUCAUGCCUUCAUUUAGAGCCACGGGGGACUGGAAUCUUUAUUUUUAGGGGAAGGAGCAGAGCUCAGUUGGUAGAACGUGGAUGGGCUUUGCAUGCAAAAGGUCCCAUGUACCAAAUCUUCUAGCAUCUUUUGGUAGGGUGAGAAAUACACCUGCCUGACAGGUUGGAGAGUCAUUGCCCGUCACAGUACUGAGCACGAUAGAUUCAUAUCUUGAGGCAGCUUCCAGUGCUUUUGUUAUUCAUAAUGAUGAAGGCUGGAAUCUGCGUUUAAUUUUUUUUAUUUAUGAAAGGUCAUCUCUCAGUGACAAAGCACAUGCUUUUCUAUGCAAAAGGUCCUUGUCUGCAUCACCAGGAAGGACUGGGGAAGACCUUUAAUUUGAAACCCUUUGGAGCUGUUGCCAGUUGUUGCAGCCGAUCCUGAGGUGGAUGGACUGAGGCUAUUGCUUGGGAUAAGGCAGCUUUCUAUGUUUUCAGAUUCUUUCUUCCCUUUCCCCGGGACUUCCUAAUGCUAUACUGGAAGGAAGGAAGGGUUGAGUCUAGUUCAGUGUUCCCAGUUUGGAUAUGGAUGGCUUCUCCUCAUUAGAGGUGUUUAGGGUCCCCCCACCCCCAGUCUUCUCUGUAUUUAUUGGUGGUAUUUGGAUCAGUUAUUCUAUCCUGCUCAUGGGUCUUCCUCCCAUUCACACACACACACUGUGCUUUUCUGCUGUUAGCAACCCCAUAAGUGUUGUGUGUGUGUGUAGUGGUUCUUCAGAUAUGUGGUCUCCUGGCCUCUGCUUCUCACCUUAGAUAUAAAAAGUAAGACUUGAUUAGAGUAACCCCUUUCUUAAAGAUGGACUCAGUUUAUUGAAGUGGCCUUUCCCAAUGAUGGGCAUACUGAGGACCCAUAAUUGAUUGUUGAUGUUCAUUCAUUGAGCCUGAACAUCUGCUACAGGGCAGCCUAUGUACAUAGAUCUCUUACUUAUUCUGGGACCCUGUAUGAUGGGAGUUCCAAAGUGCAUGGAAAUCUCUGUAUGUAAGUUUCCCCAGUGCAGAUAGAUACCUAUCUAUGUGUGCUCUUGUGCUCAUGUUCUGCUUUGGGGCUUUCCAUAGGCAUCUGGUUUGACACUCGAAAAACUUAGUGUUGGAGUAGAUAGGCUUUUGAUCGCAUUCAGCAAGGCUCUUGCAUUCUUACAUUCUGCUUUUCAGCCUCUUUGUCUAGCAUGAAAAUGCAGGCUAGGGUUUUGUUUUUGUUUUUUGGCAGGCUAAUCACUUGUGUGGGUUUAUUUAUAAGGUCAAUAUAGGGGCUUACAAUCCAGAACUUGGGGAUCUUUCUUUACUAUGAGGUACCCUGGGACUUCUGUCCGUUUCCUCUAUGAAUUACAUCUCCACCCAAGACCUAUUAAUAAUGGCAUUCUGUAGUCCUAUGAGAAAUGAAGACAACUGGCCUGCAUGGAAAUUUAGACGGAUGAAGUGGGGUUUUUUAAUAUUGAUUUGUGCUGUUUUUAACGUUUCAUUGACUGUUUUUGUAUUUUGAUUGAUUGUUCUCUACCCACGGGUGUCUUUUUUGUAUAUAAAUGUAUUUUAUUGAUUGGCCCUAGGGUUUUAUAAUGAUGAAUAGGAUAUUGCUCCUAUGCCUGGAGCCCUAUUUUCUUCUGCACAAAUUAAGGCUCCUUGUGAAGGGGACAUGCUGGUGGGUGCUUGUCAAUACCUGUUGAGGCUGAAAUUCCAGGGUGGAAAAUUGAUGACCUUAACAACCUGUUUCUUUGUAGGUGCCUUUGCCAGCUCUCUCUCCUACGAUGCAGAUGGGGACUAUUGCACGAUGGGAGAAGAAAGAAGGGGACAAGAUCAAUGAGGGGGAUCUGAUAGCAGAGGUACCUUGAAAUGUCAUUUUUAUUAAGUAGUGUCUGAGCAAGCUGUUGGAAUUGAGUUCCUAGGAACAUCUUGGAGGGAUGUCAGUCUCCUUCAUCGCCUAAUACUUUCUCCUGACUACCUGUGCUUAAGAGGGAGGAGGAUGUCGAUUUCACUGGCAUCUUUUUCUUUUCUUUUCUUCUGAUGGUGUACGUUGCUAAUAUGAGGUUGAUGAGGUGUAGGUCAAGAAAAUAGGAUGUUUCUUUACUGUAACAACUUUGCUAUGUUUGUGAAGGUAGAGACAGACAAAGCUACUGUGGGAUUUGAGAGCCUGGAAGAAUGUUACUUGGCCAAGAUCCUGGUGCCAGAAGGAACGCGGGAUGUUCCCAUUGGAGCCAUAAUCUGCAUCACUGUGGACAAGUGAGUAGAGCUAGGACCAUCUUUGUAGAAUUCCCGUUUUGCUAAUGUUUGUUUUAGUGUCCUUCACUUCUCCCCCACCCCACAAUCUCUGCCCUACCUUUGCCAAACUACUCCUUCUAGGACAGCUUCCCAAAGUAUCUCUUUGUCACACCAUCCUCCUCUCCAUUCAGAUUAAAACUCUCUUCAAACCCUCUUCGGCAGCAAAAUCUUUUCUAGGCCCCCCUUGUGUUGUAUUGGCUAGCCCUCUUCUUGGCCUUUGCCUCCUUAGUGAUAAAAUCUCUUAAUAUGAGAGGGGUUCAAAUCUAAUUGGAAGGCCCUUGCCCAAAUUCCUAAGAUGUAUGGAGCCUGCUUGCCAUUCAGUGGUCUGAAAGACACUCCAAAUGUGAGCAGAGGCACCCUUAUGUUCUAUGUUCUGUUAUAUUGGGGCAGGUUCUGGGGCUGAGUCCUGGCUUAAAUUACGCUCUGCUUCUCCCUUUCAAGCCCAGACCUCUGCUCUUUCUCCUGUCCACUUUGCUUGGUCUAGAAACCUUCUGGGCAGGGCCACAUCUCUUCUGUAUUCUGUACUGCUGCAUGCUUCAGUGUGUUGUUGGGACAUGCAGGUGUUAUCCAGCAGAGCUGUGAGGCCUUCUGGGUGGCUGAGUUAUAUUUUUAGGCAUAUCGUAUCUUUGCACUUGCUCAAGGCUCCUUCCUGCCUUCUCCUAGGCCUGAGCUUAUUGAUGCCUUUAAGAGUUACACUUUGGAUUCUUCAGCAACUGCUCCACCAGCCUCAGUGCCUCCUCCUCCUCCUCCUCCAGCAGCAGCAGCUCCCCCCACGCCAGCAGCUCAGCCCUCUGCUCAAGCUCCAGGCAGCUCCUAUCCUCCUCACAUGCAGGUACGGUACAGGCCCUAUUUACUAUUUCUCUUACUGUAUCUCUCUCUCUCUGUGUCCUUUAUCAUUUAUUCUUCUUUUGUCUUCAAACUUUAUCCCUGUUUCCAUGCUGCAAAAACAAUGCAAGCUGUGAGCUUGCAUUUGCUACAGCAGGAGAAGCAGAACUGCCUUUAAAGGACGGUGGAAAUGGAGGAUGAAAAGUUUCUGCCCUUGGCAGAUUGGCACAUGUCUGUGUGUGGGGCAACUAUUUACUUAUUUAUUUUUAUUUAUCACAAUUAUAUCCUACCUUUUCUCCAUGGAGCUCAAACUGGCAUACUCCUUCCACAGCCCCACUCAUUUCAUCCUCGCAACAACCCUGGGGGGUAGGUUAGGCUGAGACACUGUGACUUUCCCAAGGUCACCCAAUGAGUUUCAUAGCCGAGCAGGGAUUUGAACCCUCAUCUCCUAGGUCCUAGUGCAACACUAACUACAACACCACAUUGACUCAAUUAGUGGUAUUAGCUGGUUGACUUUGCUCCCUACCAAGAGAAAACACACACACACGUUGUGCUAACUAACAUGCCCACUGCUAGAGAGUGAGGAAGUUUCUUUGGGUGCCAGAGAAUGUCCUCUACCUUAUCCUCUACAAUGCUGUAGGAGGAGGAGGAGGAAUGACCACUCAGUUCACUGUCCAUGGAGCAGUUAUGUCCUGUUUCCCUCCUUUCAAUCAAGCAUUGUGUCACGAAGACUGAGGACUGUAACCACACUGUUUGGCCUUGCCUUUUGGAUUGAGGAUGGUUGCUGUUUGGUUUUAAGAGAUCUGUUCAUACAAGCUUUUGUACUCUCUACUUCCCUAGAUUCUUCUCCCUGCCCUCUCACCCACAAUGACAAUGGGCACAGUUCAGAGAUGGGAAAAGAAGGUUGGUGAAAAGCUAAGUGAAGGAGACUUGUUGGCAGAAAUUGAGACAGACAAAGCUACGAUAGGUGAGAAGCUUUUAAAUCCUAAACAAAUAAAGCUUUGGAGCAAGGUUGGGGAACUUGUGGCUCGUCCAAAGUGGCUGGAUCCCAGCUCCCAUCAGUCUCAGGCAGCCAGCGUGGCCAGGGGUAGUGGGUGUUCUGGUCCAUUAACAUUUGCAGGGCUGCAGGUUCCCCUUCCCUAGUUUGGAAGAUUCUUUACUAUUCACAUUUCAUAAAGAAUAUGUAAUGCAGUCAAGAUUCCCUUCUCUCCUCACAGCAUUGGCUGAUACUGAGCAAUCUAAAACAUUACCCUAUCUCACUACAGCAUCAGGUGCUCCAGGCCUGUUAUCUUAUUACAUGCAGAUCUCUCCUCAGUUAGAAGAACUCUGUGGAUUACAUCUUCCAGAUUUCUUAAUUUCAAUAUUUUAUUUUGUAAAUAAUACACAAUUAACUUAUUUGCUGGAAUCCCUCUCUCCAUAGUGGGAUUGUGAAGUUUCCUUCAGUAUUGGUCUCCGUAGUGAUUGUUUCCCUAAACAAUUUAUCUCCGCUUAAGGCUUUGAAGUACAGGAAGAAGGUUACUUGGCAAAAAUCUUGGUGUCCGAAGGCACGAGAGAUGUGCCCUUAGGAACUCCCCUCUGCAUCAUUGUGGAGAAAGAGUCUGACAUUCCAGCAUUUGCAGACUACAAGGAUGCUGGAGUAGCAGAUAUCAAGCCUCCGGUGCUGCCACCACCUCCAAGUCCUGUAAGUACAACCUGCAUCUGUGAUACCUCUGAUGGGGAAAUGUAUCUGUUGGGUAGCCCCAUGUAAUCAGCUGGAUCCAAGAAUUUUGGACUUUUGCUUCUCCUGUGCAGGAAGAUUUUGUUGCUCUAGAAAUUAUCUCCACAUAGGAGAGAUGCAGGAUUGCUUCUACAACCUGAUCAACUGUGUGCUGCCUGUUUUCAUAUAUUUGCAAGGAAAGGGGCUACAAGACAGCUUAGAAAGAAACCUUUCCUAUCUGCCUGCUAAAUUUUGUUCUUCAGAGGAUUGGGGAGCUUUUCCUGAGUCACUGAGGCUGUUUUGCCCACUUCCCAACGUAUGUGAUUUUUUCCCCAUUCAGUACACUCCUCUCUCUCUCGGGCCUCUUCUAAGUAAGAUGUCCAGCUCCCAUUAGGACCCUGCGUUCUUGGGUCAUGCAUGUAUUAGCGCAAUUCCACUGUGGUACUGUGUACUGGACUUGAGCGGCUGGCACUGUGCCUCAUGCCAAACACCCGUCCAUCUAGUCAAUCACAGGUUGGAACAUUGGGGAAUUCCCAUGAGCCUCCAUGUAUUGGCAUCUAACUAAACAUUUGGCCUUCUCUUUUCUGUUAAGGCAGCGGCAGCAACACCUACUCCUUCUUUUCCAUCCCAGCCAGCGGCCCCUCCUUCAGCUAAGGUUCCUGGACAAAAAGGGAGGGUAAUAGUCAGCCCUCUGGCAAAGAAACUGGCAGCAGAGAAAGGAAUUGACCUUUCACAGGUGAAAGGUGAGUGGCCAUCCCCAGGAUACUUUUGUCACUCCACAUCCCCAGUUCAUUUGGUUAGCUCUUCCUGGAAACCCUUUCCCUUUUGUGUGUCCUCUCCAGGCACGGGACCAGAUGGACGGAUAACAAAGAAAGACAUUGAGUCGUUUGUGCCAUCAAAGGUUGCCCCGGUGAGUAGCGCACAGAAAUGCAGCUUCUUGAUGUUUUUGCCUUGGUUGCAUCAAAGUUAUAUAUUUGACAAGGCUAAACCUUUACUGAAGUCUGCCUCCAAUGUAUUAUUUUAACUGGGGCUUUCCCUCUGAACUUGACCUGAGUGCCGAUGUUUCAGCCUUGGGAUGUGAGAAAAUGGCUUGCAGCACAUUCCAGGUGUCUGUCCCUCAGUAUGCCAACUGGUCAAAUGGUUCUAUGCCCAGGUGCUUUUUGUUUUCGAAGUCCAGAACUGCUUGCACCUCCUGUGCCAAUUUGGCAUUCUCUUAGAGAUACUUCUUGAGAAAUGUGAUGCUGAUGUAGUAUUUCAUCUGACUUUGUAAAUGUAGCUACAUGGAAUUAUGUACGGAUAAAUUCUUCAAAUAUUUCUGAUCACUAUUGUAGGUUGUGCAUUGCUGGUACAGUAUGCAUGGAUACACCUGCGUACAACUUCCUCACCAGUGCCCCAGUGCCUUUAAGACUCCUAUUUUUACUUUCCCCACCAACCACACUGAGCCCCUUCUGAUGGAAAUUUUGCUUUCAUAAACAGAAAUGGACUGUAAAUUAGGUUGAUGGCACAAGCAUAGGAAUUAGAAGCUGUGUUCUGUAGGCUGGAGAAAAUAAGGUAGUGGGAAGGAAGCAUGGGUCUCGAAGCUGUUCUCUUUUAUAUGUGUGAUGGCAACACUUUAAAGCUCCUCUAAGUUGGGGGGACGCGGGUGGCGCUGUGGGUAAAACCUCAGUGCCUAGGGCUUGCCGAUCGCAUGGUCGGCGGUUCGAAUCCCAGCAGCGGGGUGAGCUCCCGUCUUUCAGUCCCAGCUCCUGCCCACCUAGCAGUUCGAAAGCACUCUUAAGUGCAAGUAGAUAAAUAGGUACCGCUUUAUAGCGGGAAGGUAAACGGCGUUUCCGUGUGCUGCGCUGGUGCUGGCUCGCCAGAGCAGCUUCAUCACACUGGCCACGUGACCUGGAAGUGUCUCCGGACAGCGCUGGCCCCCGGCCUCUUAAGUGAGAUGGGCGCACAACCCUAGAGUCGGACACGACUGGCCUGUACGGGCAGGGGUACCUUUACCUUUACCUUUAAGUUGGAAUAGCUUAAAGAACAAUGAGCCGUCUCUGCCCUCAGCCCAACAAUAUUCUUCACAAAAAGCAUUGUAGCUAAAAAGAUCUUUCUGCACACAGCCCCGGGCAGCAGAAGCACCUCCUCUGGCAGCACCUGCACCAGCAGCUGCCGCAGCCCUUCCCACAGGCGUCUUCACGGAUAUUCCAAUCAGCAAUAUUCGCAAGGUAAGGCAUCACCGUUGUCGCCUUAGGGUGUGUGUUAGCAGUCAAUGCCUCUUGUUGAGCAUCAUUCAAGUGUGAAGGCUUGGCUUGUUGACCUCUUAAGUGCUUCCUGUGAACAGGUGCUAGCAGAUGUUUUAGCACAGAGUUUUAGCACACAUAGCCUCCAAAUGCUAGUCUUGGAGUUCCCAUCAUGUCAAGGGUGGUAUCGUACAGAUGUGUGCCAUGCUUUAGAGUAGCAAAAGGGUAGAAAAAAGGUGAUUCCUACCUUGAGAAGUUCACAUUUUAGAUGCAGGGGGGCAAGGUAAUAAGGAGCUAAUGGGAGCAAAAGUAUGUGUGCUUUUUUCUGGCUGUGGGCGAUGACAAAGGAAUUAGGCUAAAGGCUGCACGUGAAAAGUGUGUUUUGAGGAAGAGAGAGGCCACUCCUACCUGACAUUUGGGGAGGGUAAGCUGUGUGGCACAUUUAAACAGUUCCACCCAACUGAAAGCCACCAAGCUUGGAUAUGGCACCAACUCUUGGCAGAAUACGUUGUGUCUUAAUUUCUUGUCCUGCUGUCUGUACUUGCAGGUGAUUGCCCAGCGUUUGAUGCAGUCUAAGCAAACGAUACCUCACUACUAUCUCUCAGUCGAUGUAGACAUGGGAGAAAUACUGGUGCUAAGAAAAGAGCUCAACCAGGUAACCUGCUGUGGUGGGAGAAGAUUUGUGAUGGCAUUGUAGGUAGUCCCUAAAACAAUAUUGUGGCUUCCUAUGUUGUAGGGGGCUGCAGCUCUGUAAUGAUUUAAUGUUUCCUUGAGUUUUCCGUCUGUAGAAGUUUUAACAUACCGUAUUUUUCGCACCAUAGGAUGCAGUUUUCCCGUCUUAAAAACUAAGGGGGAAAGUCUGUGCGUCCUGUGGACGAAUGCAGGGGGGGGGGCAGGCAGGAAAAGCCCCCAAGAGCCACACACAAGCUUCGCGCGGCUCUUGCGGGCUUUUCCCCAGGAGGGAGAAGGGACUGACGCGGUCAGUCAGUCGCUUCUUAAUAAUAAUAAUAAUAAUAUCUUUAUUGUCAUUGCCCCCUUCGGGGACAACGAAAUUACUUGACUGCUCCAUAAAAACACUAAUUAAUCAAUACAGUAUAAUACAGCAAGGGAGAUUAGAUGACUUUCAAAGUCCGGGCUUCCCAUUCAGGGCCGAGAUCGCUCUGGAGAAGAAGCUGUUCUUAAGACGGCUCUGCUCUUGUCUUCAUUGUCCUGUAUCUCCGUCCCGACGGCAAGAGCUCGAAGAGACAGUGACCAGGAUGCGAUGGAUCUUUUACUAUGUCCAGUGCCUUCCUAUGGCACCUUGUGGCAUAAAUCUGCUCUAAGGUGGAGAGUGGGCAGCCAACAAUGCUCUCUGCUGCCUUAACAACCCUGCACAACCCCAUCCUGUCCUGGGUAGUACAGCUUCCGUACCACACACAUAAGCCAUAAGUGAGCACGCUCUCAAUGGCACAGUGAUAGAAGGCAAGCAGCAGUUUCCUCCUCUAGAAAAGCCUUGCGCGCCUCUCCAGUCGCAGGAGGCUGAGCAAGGCUAAAGAGGAAGCCAGGGCAGCGAGCGCGAUCCAUCCCCUCGCUGCCCGGGCUUCCUCUUUAGCCUUGCGUGCCUCUCCAGUUGCGGGAGGCUGAGCAAGGCUAAAGAAGCCAACUUUUAAAAAAUCUCUCUAUCUCUACCUCUUUUUCUUUUUUCGUCCUUUCUCCACCCCCUUCUUUUCCUCUGGAUCAGUGUUUUUAUCUAGAUUAACGUUUUAGUUUGGAGGGGGGGAUAUUAUAAAAAAGGAAACUUUGCAGCUUUUAUUUUAGUAUACAAUAAAAACAGAUUAAACAAAACACAAAAGAAGGAAAUAGCACAGAAGAAGAAGAGAAAAGGGAAAGCCAUUUACCAGAGGUAGAUCUUAACCCUUGCCUCACCUGGGAGCUUCUCUGGGCAGGAAUUCCCUCGGCUUAAGUGGGGUGGGGGGAGAGUGGCAGGUGGCGGGUUACCUACCUAGACACUGAAGCCACAUGUCUCUCCAAUGAAAAUUGGGAGUGGGCAUUGUGUGAAGUGGCUGUGGAUCUCCUGCCGCAGACGUGUAGGACUGUAUAGAGUUGGGAGGGCCACCCGAGGGUCAUCUAGCCCAGCCCCCUCACAAUGUAGGAAUUACAGCUAAAGAACGCCAAGCAGAUGGUCCCCCAACUGCUGCUUAAAAGCCUCCAGUGGUGGAGAUCCCCAACACCUUCCAAGGUCAUAGAAUUGCAGGGUUGGAAGGGAACCCCAGGAGUCAUCUAGUCCAGCCCCGGUGGACAGCGGGCACGAUCCAUCCCAUUGUGCAAGGCUAAAGAUGCUGCUCAAGGCUAAAGAGGAAGCCAAGGCAGUGAGCGGGAUGGAUCGCGCUCGCUGCCUUGUCUUCUUCUUUAGCUGCGCUGGAGAGGUUUAGCUCCUGGCUGGAGAGGUUGCGCGGCUAUGGAUCCCGCUCGCUGUCUUGGCUUCUUUGCUCUUUGGGGCUGGGGGGGGGGGACCCAGGCUUCCCCUGCAGCCCCGAGAAGCUCUGGGAGAAGCGGACAGGCUGCACGCAGCCUGUCCCUUGCUCUUUGGGGCUGUGGGGGGGAAUAAUUUUUUUCCCCUUGAUUUCCCCCUCUAAAAACUAGGUGCGUCCUGUGGUCCGGUGCGUCCAAUAGAGCGAAAAAUACGGUAAUACAAAACAGCCUACCAUCCAUGGAUAUUCCAGCAGUGUACGCAUUUACAUGCAUUUCUGGUUUCCCACAUUGUAUUCCCAGUCAAGACCACAGAAUAUGUAACAAAAGAUUGUAAACUAUAAGGGAAAGACUAUAUCAGAGCUAGUUCUGUGCGUUGUUUUAUUCUCUACGUUAUUAGAAGUGAAAUGAGAGAAAGUUGCACAAUGCUCGGGGAAAUAAACCUUCUUAUUCAAUUGGAAUAAAAAUCUUUCAUUCUGAGACUUAGGCUUAGGAGAAGUAUGAUGUGUGUUGUUGGUAAACUGGAGGAAGAGGGGAAACCACUCAAGUUGUAUGCUCUGGGUUUUUCAGCCUGAUUGACCUGUCUGCAUUAGACAGACAGCCUGCUCUUGCUUGCAUUGCCUUCUGUAUACAGUGGUACCUCGGGUUACAGACUCCACUAAGCCAGAAAUAGUGCUUCAGGUUGAGAACUUUGCUUCAGGAUGAGAACAGAAAUUUUGUUCUGGCAGUGCGGCAGCAGCGGGAGGACCCAUUAGCUAAAGUGGAGCUUCAAGUUAAGAACAGUUUCAGGUUAAGAACGGACCUCCGGAACGAAUUAAGUUCUUAACCCGAGGUACCACUGUACUUAGGUUCACUGACUCCUUGUGUAACAGCUGGCCUUGAAUAGCUGCUUUCCACAAUCAUUGUAAUUAUGUGGAAUACAUGGUUGCAUAAAUUCAUACUUUUUCAGCCUUCUAAGGUGACCCUGGCAGAUGAACAGUUUUGCAGAUAUGUCCAUUCUGUCUCUCUUUUUUUUGCAGGAGAUGCCGCAGAACACUAAGCUUUCUGUCAAUGACUUCAUAAUUAAGGCUUCAGCUCUGGCUUGCAUGAAAGUGCCUGAAGCAAAUUCCUCUUGGUUGGACACAGUCAUUAGACAGUAAGUGUACAGUCUUUAAGUUAGCAAGUAAAUUUCAUAAUUGUUGGCCCCAUCGUAACUGCAUGCUGGAACUGUGUUGCAGCAGUAGAGAGGCAGCAGCUUGAUGUCUUUUUGUGCAAUUAAAUUGAAGGGGGUCAGGGUGGGGGAGGUUUGCUUAUGGUAUAAGGCAUCCAAUAAUGGAUUGUGAAAGUGCCUUCCAAUUUCUGUUCAAGUCUGAAUUUCUUUUGAGUUGCUAGGUUCAUACAGAUGGACCCCCACCCCUUUUGUCUUCCAGGAAUCAUGUAGUCGAUGUAAGCGUUGCAGUCAGUACUCCAGCAGGGCUUAUAACCCCAAUAGUAUUUAAUGCACACAUAAAGGGAUUGGCUUCCAUUAACAAAGAUGUUGUAACAUUGGCAACCAAAGCUCGCGAAGGGAAGUUACAGCCACAUGAAUUUCAGGUAAGCUACAUGGAGCAGGAGUGAUUUCCAAAGGUGUGACUGUGCUCUGGAUUUGCUUUCUGAGAGAUGAGAAAAAUGUUUUGUAGUGGUGAUGGUUGUUUAGCAAACAGUUUCUCAGAGCCACCCUUUUAUGUUCCACAGCUGACAGCAUACCAUACACAGUAGUUUGUCAAAGAAUGCUAAUGUAUUUAUUUCCUUUCAGGGAGGAACUUUUACAGUCUCAAAUUUAGGAAUGUAUGGGAUUAAGAAUUUCUCUGCGAUUAUCAAUCCACCACAGGCUUGUAUUUUAGCAGUUGGUGCCUCUGAGAAAAGGCUGGUUCCAGCAGAUAAUGAGAAGGGGUAAGUUUUUUUUUUUAAGUACCUCUUUAAAUAGGGUAGCACCCAAGGGAAUUUGUGUGGCCUGGUUUACAUGCAUUGUUAAAUCAUUGUUUAAAAUGAACUAUGGUUUAACAUGCACUUUGCUUCUCCCGUGCUCCUGGUCGUUCCAUGGAGUAGAGGAAACCAACUUCUUGUGACAUACGACUCCAGGCUCAUGGUUUAUUUCUCUCCUAUCAAAUCACAAGUGGCAGCCAAGUUUUCUUCUUAGCUUCACUGCUUGUGGUUUAGAGGAGACGAAGCACAAGCCUGGAUUCACAUCUCACAACAAGCUAGACCAGGCAUAGGCAAACUCGGCCCUCCAGAUGUUUUGGGACUACAACUCCCAUGAUCCCUAGCUAACAGGACCAGUGGUCAGGGAUGAUGGGAGUUGUAGUCCCAAAACUUCUGGAGGGCCGAGUUUACCUAUGCCUGAGCUAGACCUAGCUUGUUUCUCCUAGGGCAUGGUACACUCAGGUGCAAAGUGCAUGUUAAACCCAGUUUAUUUCAAAUCAUGGUUUAACUUUGUGUGCAAACCAGGCCAGUAUAUACCUGUAGCCAGGAAAAGUCCAGAAUUUGUAUAAAAGAAAAAACUAAAAAUGGCUGGUCAUGUUUAUGCUAGUUAUGUACAAGCUGUGUGCCCCCAAAGGCAGCCCCAUUGUUACUGCUUUGUUCCUUGCUGAUUUAAUCCUUGAUUACUGCAUUUUGCUUUUAUUCCUUUUUUUAAAAAACUUUUUUUUCCAUUCCUAUUGAUGGGUUCAUGGAGGAGGUUGAGCAUUUGAAAUGUGCUUUUUUCCCCACCCCAGAUUUGACGUAACCAGCGUGAUGUCUGUCACGCUUAGCUGUGACCACCGCGUUGUGGAUGGAGCAGUUGGAGCCCAGUGGCUGGCCGAGUUCAAGAAGUUCCUUGAGAAGCCUGCCACCAUGCUGCUAUAAUCCCUUGAGGCCACCAGGACUUUCUUAGGUCACAUCACUUCAUUCUAAAGAAGCUAUUUAUAUAUCUAGUGUUUAGACUUUUAAACAAAUGUUCCCUUCUUUAUUUUUUAAAAAAAUCUUAUCUAAAUAUAUAUAUAUGGUUGCUGGUAAUUUUUAUUACCAGUUGUACAUAUUAAAAUGGUUUGCAUAGGCUUUCUGGAGCCUGGUUCGGUUAUACUGUAUUUUAUACAGGGAAAUGAAUUUGCAAACUUUCCCCCCUCCUAAAUAGCCCAAAGUGAUUGAAAUCAUGUGGAGGAGCUCGUGCUUCUGAUCAAGGGAACACAGGCCCACCCAGCAACCUGAUGACUCAUUCUGUGUUCCCAAAAACAGAGGAACCAAGAUUGUAAAAGCAAACAAAAACAAAAACACAAGUUGAACUAUCUGGUGGCUGAAAUCCCCUUACCAGCAAAGACAGGGAGCUUGUGCAUUCUGUCCUCCUGUCCUUUUAGAUUAGCAGGCUGUCCUGAAGGAUGGAAGAGAACAGGGUUCCCUAAUGGUCCACAUGCCAGCUUUUUUCUAGAGUUCAGCAGUUAGAUUUUAUAGCCACAUGAAUUCUUUGAGAGCACUUUAACUCAAUAACUUCAAUCAGACUCCCCACAUUGUAUGGCAACAUUUCUUUUUUGAAGUAAUGCUGACCAUAUAUGUUCUUUCUAGUGCAUUUUAUGAACUUUUCAUCUUUUUUGGCAUUAAAUCUUUCAUUUUAAGAGACUGCUUCCCCCCCUCUAGUUUAGUGAAUUCUGCUUCACUUGAAGCAGGAGUCAUUGUUCAGGGAAAUGAUGAAAUUCAUUAGGGGCUGAUAAACAUAAACCAAUGCGGUCUGAACAACUGGAUGCUGACUUUAGGGUUCCCUCCCCCCCCCUUCCACAUUGUUGACCCUAGGAAGCUCUGAGAGGUGUUGGGACUAGGUGCAAUCCAAAUGGGACUUGUCCUGUCAUUGAAAUGAAUGUGAGGUCAUGGUCUUCCUUCAUAUAAAAAAAGAUUGUGCAGAAAAGAUAACCAUAGUGGCUUGUGACCACUGGCCAUAAUUCAGAGUAAAUGAGUUUUGCUUAAGUUCCAUUGAAAUCAAUGGGACAGGUUAGUUGUGACUUGAAGUCCUAUUCAUUUCAAAAUAGGUGCGACUAUAUUUCUCUGAAUUGGGGUCAGUUCUGUAACAACUUUGUCUUUUGCCAAUCCCAGCCUUGGGGAAGUGGCAAAAUUUAUUUGGCCAUGUAAAUAGUGUAAAAAUUUAAAUUGCUUGGAAUGGUUUUCUUUUGAAAUUGUGCCCAUUUGCAUUUAAGAUUGUGUCCACAAAGGGAAGGAUUCUCUAGUGGAAAACACUCCCAUGUUUGCUUUCCAAAGAAAAUGUUAAUUUACAAAGGAGGAUCAUGUAAUAGCCAAGUGACGUGACCUGGAGAGCCAAGUAUACCAUUAAUAAAUAUACCCAAAAUUAUUCUGUACGAUAUACAUUGCAUUAAGUAUUGUAAAGUUGUGCUACCAAAUCCACUAAAAGAAUAUUCAAGGUGGUUAUACUGUGGAGAUUAAAUAUUUUUCUGAGACCCAUCUAAUAUUUUGUUAAUUUAGUUGCUGUUUUGCAUAAAAUCUUUUACUGUUUUGGUAAGAAGCAAGUUGCACUUAAAACGUCCUAACUCAGUUCCCGUCUGGCCAGUUAGGCCAGUUGUGUUCCAUUAAAUGUUUAAAAUUUAUUAGAUGGCU
Podarcis lilfordi (Lilford's wall lizard) is the source of this 14994-nucleotide messenger RNA. NCBI's taxonomy places the organism in Eukaryota, Metazoa, Chordata, Lepidosauria, Squamata, Lacertidae. The record is from the annotation of a GenBank genome assembly.